Homo sapiens (human) is the source of this 9110-nucleotide messenger RNA. It is a transcript of the gene ZNF8, whose product is annotated as zinc finger protein 8. Gene Ontology annotation, biological process: regulation of DNA-templated transcription. The record is from RefSeq and is marked validated. The transcript is spliced from 4 exons. Lineage: Eukaryota; Metazoa; Chordata; Mammalia; Primates; Hominidae. The coding region runs from base 128 to 1855 and encodes 575 amino acids. Gene Ontology annotation, cellular component: nucleus.
GUAGUCGCCGCGUCGCCGGUGCGGCCGCCAUUGUCCGGCGUUCGGCGAGUCGGGUGGUCCCUUUGGCUGGAGUGCCUCUCUGGUCUGGGGAUCACCUCAGGCGCUGUCCUUCACUGGGCGAUCCAGCAUGGACCCCGAGGACGAAGGGGUAGCGGGAGUGAUGUCUGUGGGGCCGCCGGCGGCCCGGCUUCAGGAACCAGUGACCUUCCGGGAUGUGGCUGUGGACUUUACCCAGGAGGAAUGGGGGCAGCUGGACCCUACCCAGAGGAUCCUCUACCGUGACGUGAUGCUGGAGACCUUUGGUCACCUGCUCUCCAUAGGUCCUGAGCUUCCGAAGCCUGAAGUCAUCUCCCAGCUGGAGCAAGGGACCGAGCUAUGGGUGGCUGAGAGAGGAACCACCCAGGGCUGCCAUCCAGCCUGGGAGCCUCGAUCUGAAAGCCAAGCAUCACGCAAGGAAGAGGGCCUGCCUGAAGAGGAGCCAUCCCAUGUCACGGGAAGGGAAGGAUUCCCGACAGAUGCUCCUUAUCCCACCACGUUAGGGAAAGACAGGGAGUGUCAGAGCCAGAGUCUGGCACUCAAGGAGCAGAAUAACUUGAAGCAGUUGGAAUUUGGCCUCAAGGAAGCACCAGUUCAAGAUCAAGGCUACAAAACUCUCAGACUCAGGGAAAACUGCGUCCUGAGUUCAAGCCCAAAUCCAUUCCCAGAGAUCUCUAGAGGGGAGUAUUUGUAUACUUACGACUCACAGAUUACAGACUCAGAACAUAACUCCAGCUUAGUCAGUCAGCAGACAGGCUCCCCAGGAAAACAGCCCGGUGAAAACAGUGACUGUCACAGAGAUUCCAGUCAGGCCAUUCCAAUUACGGAACUCACAAAAAGCCAGGUGCAGGACAAACCCUACAAAUGUACUGACUGUGGGAAGUCGUUUAACCAUAACGCACACCUCACCGUGCACAAGAGGAUUCAUACGGGAGAAAGACCUUAUAUGUGCAAGGAGUGUGGGAAAGCCUUCAGCCAGAACUCCUCCCUCGUCCAGCAUGAGCGCAUCCACACUGGAGACAAGCCCUACAAGUGUGCCGAAUGUGGGAAGUCUUUCUGCCAUAGUACACACCUUACCGUCCAUCGGAGGAUUCACACUGGGGAGAAGCCCUAUGAGUGUCAGGACUGUGGGAGGGCCUUCAACCAGAACUCCUCCCUGGGGCGGCACAAGAGGACACACACUGGGGAGAAGCCAUACACCUGCAGUGUGUGUGGGAAAUCCUUCUCUCGGACCACUUGCCUUUUCCUGCACCUGAGAACUCACACCGAGGAGAGGCCCUACGAGUGUAACCACUGCGGGAAGGGCUUCAGGCACAGCUCAUCCCUGGCCCAGCACCAGCGGAAGCACGCGGGGGAGAAGCCCUUUGAGUGCCGCCAGAGGCUGAUCUUUGAGCAGACGCCAGCUCUCACAAAGCAUGAAUGGACAGAAGCCCUGGGCUGUGACCCACCUUUGAGUCAAGAUGAGAGGACUCACCGAAGCGACAGACCCUUCAAAUGUAAUCAGUGUGGGAAGUGUUUCAUUCAGAGCUCUCACCUCAUCCGGCACCAGAUAACUCACACCAGAGAGGAGCAGCCCCAUGGGCGAAGCCGGCGGCGUGAACAAUCCUCGAGCAGGAACUCACACCUGGUUCAGCAUCAACACCCGAACUCCAGAAAGAGCUCUGCAGGCGGAGCAAAGGCAGGGCAGCCGGAAAGCAGAGCCCUGGCUUUGUUUGACAUCCAAAAAAUCAUGCAAGAGAAAAACCCUGUGCACGUUAUUGGGGUGGAAGAGCCUUCUGUGGGUGCUUCCAUGUUAUUUGACAUCAGAGAAUCCACAUAGGAGAGAAACUUUGCUGAUGACUUUUAACCACAAGUAAAAAAUGUGGUAAGUCCACAUAGUGUACUCAUGGAAGGAGGGGCUGGGGGUAGAAAUGUCAUGGGUGACUUCUGACUUUCUAAGGAAAUGAUGCUUCCCAAGCACCCGAGGUUGGUUGGUCCCAAAUCUAUCAAACUCAGUGCCCUCUUUAGCGACAUAUUUUGUGACAUUCCUUCCAUUACACCACAGUGAGUUCACAGGUAAUAUAACCUACCCACCUGUGUAAUGUCAAAAAAAAUCAAUAUGCGGCCCCAUUUUGUAAAGGAUCAUUAAAAUGAAAGUAAUUUAUGGUAGAGUAAAUUGUAGAGUAACGUGUACUGACUUGGUGCAGUAUUUCUCCUUGUCACUGUGGGCCCAAUUUUGCCAGGAGACCUAGGGCAAUAGCCUGUUGCUUGUGGACUGGUAGAGGGUAUGAUGUUGACCAUGGCAAUACUGUGAGGGGCCUUCCCAUGUGGAACGUGACCUUCCAAAGUAGUGACUAACUCUUGGAAAAGUUUUUAACAACAUAAUAUGCUAUUGCAUUUCUGGGAAAUUCUGGGUAAAUUCCAAGCAUGCAGCAAUUAGUUUGUGCUUAUGUGUGAAGUCCAGUUAGGUUCUCAGUUCAUACCCUGAAAACUGCUUAUUCCACAUCUGUUGAUGUGGUCCACUGGGGGCAGUUCUGUUCCUCACCAUCUUGGCAGCAUGCAUGGCUCCUGCCCACAUUUCAACCACACCCCCAACCCAAUUACGUGACCAGCCCCCACGAAAUUUCACAGCAUUCCGUGCAGGGGAGUGUCACAGCUCCUCUUGAAAAACAUCUGGUGUUGCUAUGAGCCAGAAGUUCUUUUUUUUGUUUUUUGUCUGAGAUGGAGUCUCGCUCCGUCACCCAGGCUGGAGUGCAAUGGCGCAGUCUGCUCACCACAACCUCCGCCUCCCAGGUUAAAGCAAUUCUCCUGCCUUAGUCCCCCGAGUAGCUGGGAUUACACGCACCUGCCACCACGCCCAGCUAAUUUUUGUAUUUUUGGUAGAAAUGGGGUGUUGGCCAGGCUGAUCUCAAACUCCUGACCUCGUGAUCCACCCACCUCGGCCUCCCAAAGUGCUGGGUUUACAGGCAUGAGCCACUAUGCCCAGCUGAGCCAGAGGUUCUUAACUGGUGGUGCUUUUGCCUCCAGGGCACAUUUGGUGACAUCUAGGGACAUUUUUGGUUGCUGUGCCUGGAGGAAGGGUGCCGCCGUCAUGUAGUGGGUAGAGGCCAGGGACGCUGCUCAACAUCCUUUAGUGCCCGGGACAGCUCCUCAACAAAGGAUUCUCUAGCUCAAAUGUCAAUAGUGCCAAGGUGGAGAAGCCACCUGGGUAUAAACCCAGCCCAGAAAUGUAGCUGACAUUUUUAAAACUUGCAGCCAGCUGUGGUGGCUCACGCUUGUGAUCCCAGCACUGUGGGAGGCUGAGGAGGGCGGAUCCUUUGAGGUCAGGAGUUUGAGACUAGCCUGGGCCCAUGGCGAAACCCCAUCUCUACUAAAAAUACACAAAUUAGCCAAGUGUGGUGACAUGCGCCUGUAAUUCUAGCUACCUGGGGGAGGCUGAGGCACGAGAAUCGCUUGAACCUGGGAGGCAGAGGUUUCAGUGAACCGAGAUUGCACCACUGCACUCCAGCCUGGGUGACAGAGCAAGACUCUGUCUCAGAAAAAAAAAAGAAAAGAAAAAAAACCUUCAAAUUGAUUAAUCAGGGCUGGACUAGACUAGAAAUCAUAUAAGCUUGAUUUUAACAGAUGGCAUCAUUAGCUAGUUUAUACAUGAUGUACUUUUUAGUACAUCCUUUACGGUUUUGCAGCAUUCAUAAUUGAUGUGAAAUAAGGAAGAUAAUCCUUUUUUUUUUUUUGAGACAGAGUCUCACUCUUUUGCCCAGGCUGGAGUCAGUGUUGUAAUCACUGCUCACUUGGCAGCCUCGACCUCCUGGGCUCAAGUGAUCCUCCCACCCCAGCCUCCCAAGUAGCUGGGACCACAGGCAUGUGCCACCAUUCCUGAUUUUUUUUAUUUUUUGCAGAGACAGGGUCUCACUGUGUUGCCUAGGCUGGUCUCGAACCUUGGCGUCCCAAAGUGUUGAGAUUAUAGGCAUGAGCCACUGUGCCCAGCCACUUAUUUUUCUGAGUAACCUUUAAGGAUGUAUUGUGGACAUUUUCAAACAUGAGUCAUAUAUUUUUGCUGGUACUCCCAUCUACCUCCCCACCAUUCUCCUUCCCUGGAUAUAUAUAUAACCAUGUUUGUCCACUGGGACAAAACCAUUUUCACAAUCAUACUAAGCUGUCAUUUCACAUUUUUGCUGUGCACUGAUAGUGUGAAAGCAAUGGCAGGUAAAACUGCUGAGCCUGAGUUCAAAGCAGGGCAGUAGCCCUGAGGUUGGUUGUUCAUAUUCUUCUCCACUGGGAAAUGCAGUAAAGAAAAAGAAAAGCUAAUUUCACUUAAUUUCUUUUCUUUUCUUUUUUUUUUUUUUCUUUUGAGACGGAGUCUCGCUCUGUCGCCCAGGCUGGAGUGCAAUGGCGUGAUCUCGGCUCACUGCAACCUCCACCUCCACGGUUCACGCCAUUCUCCUGCCUCAGCCUCCCGAGUAGCUGGGACUACAGGUGUGCGCCAUCUUGCCCAGCUACUUUUUUGUAUUUUUAGUAGAGAUGGGGUUUCACCAUGUUAGACAGGAUGGUGUCGAUCUUCUGACCUCAUAAUCCGCCCACCUCGGCCUCCCAAAGUGCUGGGAUUACAGGCAUGAGCCACUGCGCCUGGCCCUCUUUUUCUUUUUGAGAUGGAGUAUUGCUCUGUCGCCCAGGCUGGAGUGCAGUGGCACAAUCUUGGCUCACUGCAACCUCCGCCUCCCGGGUUCAAGCAGUUCUCAUGCUUCAGCCCUCUAAGUAGCUGGGAUGACAGGUGUGCGCUACCACACCCGGCUAAUUUUUGUAUUUUUAGUAGAGAUGGGGUUUUACCAUGUUGGCCAGGCUGGUCUCAAACUCAUGACCUCAAGUAAUCUGCCCGCCUCAGUCUCCCAAAAUGCUGGCAUUACAGGCAUGAGCCACCGUGCCUGGCCUACUUUCACUGAAUUUCUGUGAUGAAACGGGAAAAAUUAAUUUUGUUAAAUCUCAAGUAGAACUAUAUUGUCAUUAUCACAUCUAAACAGAUAUCAUCAAAUACCUAGUGUUCAGAUGUUCUGGGUUGCCUCAUAAAUUUUGUUUUCUAUUUGUUUCAUAGUAAUCAUAAUCUAAACAAGAUCCACACAGUGCAUUUGGUUGGAAUUUUUCUUUUUUCUUUUUCUUUUUUUUUUUUGUGAUGGAGACUUGCUCUGUCACGUGGUUCACUGCAACCUCCCAGGUUCAAGCAAUUCUCCUGCCUCAGCCGCCCCUGUAGCUGGGACUGCAGGCAUGCACCACCACACUCAGCAGAUUUCUUAAUUGUUUGUAGAGAUGGGGUUUUACUACAUUGCCUAGGCCAGUUUCAAACUGGGCUCAAGCGAUCCUCCCACCUUGGCCAUCCAAAGUGCUAGGAUUACAGGUGUGAGCCAAUGCACCCUGCCAAACAGCAAUUUUUUUUUUUUUUGAGACAGAGUCUCGCUGUGUCACCCAGGCUGGAGUGCAGUGGUGCGAUCUCGGCUCACUGCAAGCUCCGCCUCCCAGGUUCAUGCCAUUCUCCUGCCUCAGCCUCCCGAGUAGCUGGGACUACAGGCGCCCGCCACCACGCCCGGCAAAUUUUUUGCGUUUUUAGUAGAGACGGGGUUUCACCCUGUUAGCCAGGAUGGUCUCAAUCUCCUGACCUCGUGAUCCACCUGCCUCGGCCUCCCAAAGUGCUGGGGUUACAGGAGUGAGCCACCGCGCCUGGCCCCAAAACAGCAAUUUGAAUAACCAUGUUGGAAUGGUUGAGCAUUGGAACGCAUUAGCAUCAGAACUUCCCGUGUCAGGCCAGGCGCGGUGGCUCACGCCUGUAAUCCCAGCACUUUCGGAGGCCGAGAUGGGCAGAUCACGAGGUCAGGAGAUCGAGACCAGCCUGGCUAACACGGUGAAACCCUGUCUCUACUAAAAAUACAAAAAAUUAGCCUGGCGUGGUGGCGGGCGCCUGUAGUCCCAGCUACUCGGGAGGCUGAGGCGGGAGAAUGGCGUGAACCUGGGAGGCAGAGCUUGCAGUGAGCUGAGAUAGUGCCUCUGCACUCCAGCCUGGGUGACAGAGCUAGACUCCAUCUCGAAAAAAAUAAAAGAACUUCCCGUGUCCGUUUUUGCUUUUUGGAUGCUGGGAGUGUCACAACUCAGCUAUCCAAUCAAGGCAGAGCUGGCCUCCAGGAUGCCAGAGCCAGAGCUUUGUGGUUCAUCUCUAGAGGUUCAACAGGACCCUGUGGAUGGCCCAAGUUCGUUUCUCUGCACUUACCUCUUCGGGGUUGUCCUCAAAACGUUGCCGUGUCAGCUCUCACUUUUCACAGCAACUCUGGCCUCCUACCUUGGACUGCGCCACUUCUGUCUCCUUAGAUAACCUCCAUUCGCAUAGCUAAAUGCUGCACCCUCCGACACUGCCACAAUAAUAGUUCUGUGAGUUAGUACCAUUUUAUAGAUAGGCAAAAUUUGGCACAGGACAAAAGUUAGUGGUAACUAGAACAAAAGUAACCAGCCCAAGCUAGGAAGUGGUGGAGUUAGAAUUUGAUGUCAGCACCCAGCUGACCAUGGCUUAAACAGAUGAGGCUUUGUUCAAAGGCUGUCUUUUCAGUGGCUCAGCUGUGUCACAGUCGAUGUUUUCUGCAAUCUCUCAACCUUUCCAUUGUGGUCAUGAGGAGACUCCUAUGGCUCCAGCCAUUGCAUCCACAGUGAAGACUGAAAGAAGGGGGAAUGGGCAGGCCAACACUUACCGCUGAUGGUGUUUAAAGGAAAAACAUUCCCAGAAGCCUGCAGCACAUGCCCCCCUUAGUCUCACUGGCCACAGAUGGGUCAGGGGGCCACCCCUAAUAACAACGGGGCUUAGAAACCUCGUAUUUACCUUUCUAACCUCUGUGGUGGAGACAGGUGGGAGAGAAAAGUCCUGGGAAGUGGAUGAUGGAGGCAGCUAGCCGUAGCUGCUGCUUUUCUCUUCAAGCUCUUGGGAGAAUUGCUUGUGCUCCCUAUUCCCUUGGUGGAUGAUGGAGGCAGCUAGCCGUAUCUGCUGCUUUUCUCCUUCAAGCUCUUGGGAGAAUCGCUUGUGCUCCCUAUUCCCUUGGUGGCAGCUCACACCUCAGACCUGCUGUCCGCCCCCACUGCUUCACAGAACCCACUGCAACCACUGUCCAAGGUACUACCUCUGGUGUCGUCUCUCUUCAUCCCCAGGACUGUGAAGCCUGCUAACCUCUUUGCAGAGCUCCAUCUCCUUGCAUUGUGGGGUUCCUUCUAACUCUUCAGGGACUUCUCAACCUCCCGUCACCCUUCCUAAAUGCUGGGGUCCUAGAGUCCACCUUGUGCUCCACGCCCUCCCCAGGUGUCAUCUACAUCCCUAGCUUUGUGCUGCUCACCACCAAAUCAGUCUGGUGCUUCUGAGAUUUGGGCUUCAGACCCAAACAACUGCUGUGUGCUACUGGGCAACUCCCCGAGGUGUGCCGAAAGCUCCCCAAACCCAGCCUACCCCAAACAAAACUCAUUUUCCACCCAGACUAGUCUCUGCUUCCCUGAUCCCUUUCCUGGAGGCUGUUUCCACUUGCCAUCCCAUCAUGGAAGCCAGAAAACCAGUCUUCUUGACCUCUCCCCUUCCCCACUCCAUGGAGUUAGAGGUCCUGUUGAUUUUGCCAUGUAAACAUUUCGGAUUUGCUUACUUCAUCCCCACUGCCACCAACAGUGCAGGAUGGCCCUAAGAGGAGAAGUAAUGUGCUACCAAGUGGCCCAGCCAGAGUGUGAACCAAACAGUCUGGUACCAAAACCCUAUUCUGGAUCAUUCCUCCUUUCUGCUCCACCAGCAGUUUGGGGCACAGGCUUGGGAAUCCAGACAGGAAAGCUCCUCCCCUCUGAAGCAGUGGGACCAAAAAUGACAGCAUGGUUCUAGACAGCUCUGGAAGUCAGGCCUGUGAUUGCCUCAUUCCCUCCACCUUGGCCCCCAAAAUGGCCAGUCCUGAAGGGGUCACAGUUGAUACUUCUCUGAGGGGGCAUGGGGUUGGCUGAGGUUAUAGCAGCCCCACAGGGUGGUAAGCUGGGAUGAAGCAAUCAACUGGAACUCAACAAGCCUUGAGUUCUCAAAGGGGGUGUGGGAAGGUUCUUAUACAUCUUCUAUGAAGGGCAGUUUAUCAGUCACUAAAUUACAAAUACAUAAACCCUUUGUCUCACCAAACCUGCUGGGAAUGAAUCCUACAUAUAUAUUUAUAUGUGUGCAGGCUACAUGGUUUUCAUUAUGCUAUUGAUUUUAAAAGUAAAAAUUUGGAAAGAACCUCCAUGUCCACCAUGGGGAACUGGCUAAGUCAUUUAUGGUGGAAUGGUGAUCAUAAAAAUUCAUUAAAAAUGAAGACUCUAUAUACAGCUUGAAUAUUCCUUAUCGAAAUGCUUGGGACCAGAAGUGUUUCAGAUCUUUGCAUAUUUUCUGUUUCUCAUUUCAGUUCACAUUUUCUAAGCAUGAUAUUCCUACUGAUUUCCUUGUAGAUAUUUUGAAACAGAUAAGAAACUCCUCCGUGGAAAUUACUGUUAACUAGGGAAAAGACAUGUUUUUUUCUGUUCAUAAAAGUAAUGCGAGUUCUUUGUAGCAAAACUUGGAAAAUGCAUAAAAGUAAAAAAAAAAUGAAAACUUGUGUAAAAUUCCUCAUACUUUAGCCAUCCAUAGAUGGUCCUUACCAUUAGGAUUUUACUAAUUUUCCUUGCAGCUUUUUCUUAAAAUAUACACGUGUGUCUACACAUACAUAGUGUACACUAAAUUUUACAUACACACAGAGGAAUAUAUAUGUGUAUAGUUAUCUUGUGUUUAGAAAUUUGGAAUCCCUUCUAGUUGUCUUGUAACAUGUGCUUACUCUAUUUUGAGGAUUUUCUCUAUGAAUUUCAUGUAGCUCUUUAAAUUAACUUUCAGGAGGAUUGUAACAAUGUGCUCUCCACCCAGUAUUUUACCAGCCUUGAGUUUUCUCAAAGGGGGCAUUGGAGGGGUUCUUAUACAUUUACAGUGGGAAUGUGAAUUGAUACAACUUCUGUGGAGGGCAGUUUAUCAGCCACUAUCUAAAUUACACAUACAUAAACCCUUUGUCUAAGCAAACUUGCUGGGAAUAAAUCCUACACAUAUA